UUUAUAAUUUUGUAGUAACAUAACAUAUGGACUGUUCGAUUUGCAGCGCAUUGCCGUACAUUCUGAGACCGCCGAGGAACACGAUUUGCGCAGCAUGCUACGAAGGUGCCCGGAGCAUCAUCACGCUCACCACAAACAAGCAAGAUACCAACACGGAUAAACCCACCACCACUACCCCCCUUGCUUCCACAAAUAAGGGAUUCGCCAACGCACUAAAAUGGGUGAAGGAGAUGAAAGAACUGGAAGAAGAGCUGCAAGAGAAGAUUGGGUAUCUAAGCAGCUUUGGGGAGGCAUUUCGGCACCAAAUGCAUGCCGAUAUUCAUGUCAAGCCUGGACUAGAUAGCGGACCGCCUCUUCCCGCACAUAGGGCAUUGCUGGCAACGCGAUCAGAGGUAUUCAAGAACAUUCUGGAGAGCGACGAAUGCAAGGGUCCGCCGGCAACAGGGAGAGAGACAAUAACAUUGGCGGAGAUGCGACAUGAGGAGGUGGAAGCGCUGCUGGAAUUCCUGUACAGUGGGAGCCUAAGUAAGGAACGGGCGGAGAAGCACGUGUACGCUUUGUCUGUGGCAGCCGACAAGUAUCAGAUACCAUUCUUGCACAAGUUCUGCGAGCAUCAUAUGUUGGCGAGCCUGAGCUCCCGAAAUGCGCUGGACAUUGUGGAGAUUGCAGACAGAUGCUCCAAUGAGUCGCUCAAGGACACUACGCUUAGCUUCAUUGUGAGGAACAUGGAAGACGUGGUGUUCUCCCCCAGGUUCGACGACUUUGCGCUCAAGAAUCCGCACCUCACCGUUCAGAUUACAAGGGCCUCAUUCAUGGACAUACGAUCCAAGUAGCGCACCAUGAAUUAAUUUCUCAAAUGAAUCAAUACAUUUGAGAAUGAAAUAUUGUAUAUUUGUCCAAAGGUGUUUUAAUUUAUUUAUUGGAGCUUCAUUUAGGGUUCAACUUCUAUAAAUAAAAUACUUACAUGAGCUAGCUAAG
Andrographis paniculata is the source of this 978-nucleotide messenger RNA. RefSeq names its product BTB/POZ domain-containing protein At3g56230-like. The record is from RefSeq and is a predicted model, not a curated record. Bases 27 to 833 code for a protein of 268 amino acids. Lineage: Eukaryota; Viridiplantae; Streptophyta; Magnoliopsida; Lamiales; Acanthaceae. Gene Ontology annotation, molecular function: protein binding. The transcript has 3 exons.